This is a messenger RNA of Microcebus murinus (gray mouse lemur), 1408 nucleotides long. The record is from RefSeq and is a predicted model, not a curated record. NCBI's taxonomy places the organism in Eukaryota, Metazoa, Chordata, Mammalia, Primates, Cheirogaleidae.
CCCGCAGGUAGUGGUGUUGAGCGCCGAGCUCCGAGAACAAAGCUAGGUGAGGGGCUGCUGGUGGCAGCGCAGUCUCGGUAGGCGGUAUGAGUUUGGCUGGGGGCCGGGCCCCCCGGAAGACCGCUGGGAAUCGGCUUUCUGGGCUCCUGGAGGCAGAGGAGGAAGAUGAGUUCUACCAGACGACUUAUGGGGGUUUCACAGAGGAAUCAGGAGACGAUGAGUAUCAAGGGGACCAGUCAGACACAGAAGAUGAGGUGGACUCUGACUUUGACAUUGAUGAAGGGGACGAACCAUCCAGCGAUGGAGAAGCAGAAGAGCCAAGAAGGAAGCGCCGAGUAGUCACCAAAGCCUAUAAGGAGCCUCUCAAGAGCUUGAGACCUCGAAAGGUCAGCACCCCAGCUGGUAGCUCUCAGAAGGCCCGGGAAGAGAAGGCACUGCUACCUCUAGAAUUACAGGAUGAUGGCUCUGACAGUCGGAAGUCCAUGCGUCAGUCUACAGCUGAGCAUACACGACAGACAUUCCUUCGGGUACAGGAGAGGCAAGGCCAGUCACGGCGGCGCAAGGGGCCCCACUGUGAGCGGCCACUGACCCAGGAGGAGCUGCUUAGGGAGGCCAAGAUCACAGAAGAGCUCAACUUACGUUCACUGGAGACAUAUGAACGGCUGGAGGCUGACAAAAAGAAGCAGGUUCAUAAGAAGCGGAAGUGCCCUGGGCCCAUAAUCACCUAUCAUUCAGUGACAGUGCCGCUUGUUGGGGAGCUGGGCCCCAAGGAAGAGACUGUUGAUAUAGAAGGCUUUUUGUGUUUUUCUCUGUCUUUUGCCCUCAGACUUGAUCCUGCUCCCAUGGCUUCUGCGUUGACUCCCCAUGCUGGAACUGGACCUGUCAUCCCCCCUGGUCGCUGCUCACGUACCUUCAUCACUUUUAGUGAUGAUGCAACAUUUGAGGAAUGGUUUCCCCAAGGACGUCCCCCAAAGGUCCCUGUUCGGGAGGUCUGCCCAGUGACCCAUCGUCCAGCCCUAUACCGGGACCCUGUUACAGACAUACCCUAUGCAACUGCUCGAGCCUUCAAGAUCAUCCGUGAGGCCUACAAGAAGUACAUUACUGCCCACGGACUGCCACCCACUGCCUCGGCCCUGGGCCCUGGCCCACCACCUCCUGAUCCCCUGCCUGGCUCUGGGCCCCGAGCCUUGCGCCAGAAAAUUGUCAUCAAAUGAAGAGAUGUGUAGUCCUUACAAACCUCUUUUUGGCCCUUACUUGGGCCUCUUGACGUUCCUUCUCUUCUUGCUUCUCCCCUUGUCACCUCUGUUCUUUGCCCAACCCUUUUCUAUAUUUCUUUCUUGAUCUUUUCCCCUAGUUCCCACUGGUUUUGUUGUGUUUUUUAAUCUAAUAAAAUAGAAAGAUCCCUUUU